CCUGCACCCUGUGCAGCGCGGUCGAUCUUCGCAGGAAAGGAAUCUCCGCCAACCGCCAAGUCAAGAUCCAAAUCAGAGUGAAGGAGACUGUGCUUUCGGGUCAUGUAAUGCGGGCUCAUGUAUGCAAUAUCGAACCCACGUGGAUGACGUGGGGAAGAAUUUUCUUCCACUUUUUGGGAAACAGGGACCCUACAAUUGGCUUUCGGUAGUUGCAGUCCCCACAGCAGCACCAAUUACCGAUGCACCCCACAGCAUAGCUCCCAAAUCCGAGAACUCUCGCCUUCCAGGGGGCUCCCGAUUCAAAAUUGCUUUUGCUACACACGGAACCGUCCAUACUAAAUAUCAUGGCUAACCAGCUGCUGAGUGCUCCGCCCUUCAGGGCCGAACAUAUGGGCUCCUUGCUCCGUCCCGAGAGCCUGCUUGCCGUACGUGAGAAGAUCCGUGACACCGGCAUUUCCGAAGAAGCUGCCGGUCUGCAUGCCGUAGAGAAGGAGACCGUCCGUGAUGUGGUCAAGUUGCAGCAGGAGUUGGGCUACAAAGCCGUCACCUCCGGAGAGUACAAUCGGACCCGUUUUUGGGGACAGAUGUGGGAUGAGUUCGAGGGAACGAUCCGUCUGCAAGAUGCCGAGGCCUCGAUGUUCCGACUUUACCACCCCGAUGUGGUCAGCCUGAUUGAAAAGGACCGCAAGGUCAUGCCUGGCGACUCGGUGAUCGCCGGGUCCAAGCUCUCUUGGAGCCCCGAGAAGUCGCUGUCGAACCUGCACGAAUUGAAGCUGAAAAACAUCAAGUUGACCAUGAUCACUCCCGCAUGGUUCCACAUGCGCUACAAACAGGGCAAGGCCUACACGUCUGAGGCGUACGCCAACGACGCGGAGUAUUUCCAGGAUGUGGCUAACGUGUACCAGGCCGAGCUGGAUGCACUGUACAAAGCUGGGCUGAGGAACGUUCAGUUCGACGACCCCGGCAUGGCGUACUUCUGCUCCAAGGCGUUCCGCCAGGGCUGGGAAGAAGACAAGGACAACAUCGGUACCGUUGAGGAUCUGCUGGACGCCUACAUCCAGCUGUACAAUGACUCUCUGAGCAAGAUCCCCGCAGACAUGCACACGGGUAUUCACCUGUGCCGGGGCAAUUUCAUUGGGGGUAGACACUUUGCCGAGGGAUCGUACGACAUCAUCGCGAAGAAGCUAUUCGAGAAUCUGAACGUGAACACGUUCUACCUCGAGUACGACACGGAGCGGGCGGGUGGUUUCGAGCCGCUCAAGUUCCUGCCCAAGAACAAAUAUGUCGUUGUUGGUGUCAUCAGCACGAAGCUUCGGGAGCUGGAGGACAAGGAGGCGAUGAAGGAGCGGAUCUACAAGGCUGCCGAUUUUGUCAGCGCUGGCAGUGGGGAGACACGUGAGGAGGCACUGAAGCGGAUCUGCAUCAGUCCUCAGUGUGGAUUCAGCACCCACGAGAGCGGAUAUCCUCUCAGUGUGGAGGAUGAGAAGAACAAACUGGCUUUGACCCGGCAGAUUGCCGAUGAGGUCUGGGAACAGCCCUGA
Messenger RNA from Aspergillus ibericus CBS 121593, 1541 nucleotides. Its product is annotated as cobalamin-independent methionine synthase II family protein. The transcript is spliced from 3 exons. Bases 345 to 1541 code for a protein of 398 amino acids. NCBI's taxonomy places the organism in Eukaryota, Fungi, Ascomycota, Eurotiomycetes, Eurotiales, Aspergillaceae. Gene Ontology annotation, molecular function: zinc ion binding; 5-methyltetrahydropteroyltriglutamate-homocysteine S-methyltransferase activity. The record is from RefSeq and is a predicted model, not a curated record.